AUGAAUGUUGAAGAAAAUAAAAUGGUACCUAGUGUAGAGGAAAAAACUGCUACAAAUGGAGAUAUGACAAGCGGAAAGAAUAUAUCAGAUAGCUUAGGAACGAUAAAAGUUGCGAUUUCUAACACUUUAGGAUUUGUUGAAUCAGAACCUCUGAUUGGUAUCUCUGAUGGGAUAGGUAUUAAAAAUUACGCUCGAAACAUUUAA
Molecule: messenger RNA, 204 nt
Organism: Plasmodium cynomolgi strain B
Lineage: Eukaryota; Apicomplexa; Aconoidasida; Haemosporida; Plasmodiidae
Exons: 2
Coding region: 1-204 (67 amino acids)
Source: RefSeq, a predicted model, not a curated record